This is a messenger RNA of Heterobasidion irregulare TC 32-1, 807 nucleotides long. RefSeq names its product putative transcription regulator (gene zfp5). Gene Ontology annotation, molecular function: RNA polymerase II cis-regulatory region sequence-specific DNA binding; DNA-binding transcription factor activity, RNA polymerase II-specific. The coding region runs from base 1 to 807 and encodes 268 amino acids. Gene Ontology annotation, cellular component: transcription regulator complex; PcG protein complex. NCBI's taxonomy places the organism in Eukaryota, Fungi, Basidiomycota, Agaricomycetes, Russulales, Bondarzewiaceae. Gene Ontology annotation, biological process: regulation of transcription by RNA polymerase II. The record is from RefSeq and is a predicted model, not a curated record. The transcript has 6 exons.
AUGUCUCAUUGUUGUUCCAUUUGCCAAAGGUCUUUCACGCGCAAGGGUGACAGAAACCGUCAUGAAAUCAUUCAUGUAAAUAAGAAGCCAUUCCAAUGUGAAUACUGUUCCAAGACAUUCGCGCAGAGGUCGGCUCUCAACACGCACCUUAAUACCCACACUAGAAACAGGCCCCACGUAUGCAAGAUCAGUGGUUGCAAAGCUUCUUUCGGUGAUCCUUCGUCUUGUGCGCGUCAUCGUAAGGAGAGGCACAACACAACCCCACCGUUCGUAUGUCCGGUGGCUGAUUGCAAGACGAAGAUCAAGCGGAAGUCUACUUUCAAGAAGCACCUUGAGAAAAAGCAUGAUUACGAUACGAGCGCUAUGUUCCCCUGCUCGAGUCGUGUGAUUGUACAGCAAGUAGUGCUGGAAGACUCGUCGUUGCUCACUAUUGAUGGCGAGGAGCCUUCAAACCCUGCUGAACCUACAUUGCUCUUGAAUAUACCUCUACCGGGGCCAUCAAGCACCCUACUCUAUGAGUACGAUACCCCGCCUCAUGAGAUCAUCUUCUCAUCCGAGUAUAAUUUUGGCCUCAAUUUCGCCGAAGUAAAGCAGUCAUUGCCCUUUUUCUCGCCCCCCUACUUAUCAGCAUCGCCUGCCUCCUCCUCAUCGUGGUCGUCGUCGUCACCAUCGCCAUGGUCGACACCGGAACCUGUGACGCCACCCGAGCUUCUGUCUUCCCUUGAGCACGGGAUGCCCAUGCAGCAUAUGCCACUUUUAGACGAGCUCUGGCCAGGAUUUGGCGGUCAGUUGUGGCCUGAGAUCUGA